Messenger RNA from Protopterus annectens (West African lungfish), 1546 nucleotides. RefSeq names its product eukaryotic translation initiation factor 3 subunit I (gene EIF3I). The coding region runs from base 123 to 1100 and encodes 325 amino acids. NCBI's taxonomy places the organism in Eukaryota, Metazoa, Chordata, Ceratodontiformes, Protopteridae. The transcript has 11 exons. Gene Ontology annotation, molecular function: translation initiation factor activity; RNA binding; protein binding. Gene Ontology annotation, biological process: cytoplasmic translational initiation. The record is from RefSeq and is a predicted model, not a curated record. Gene Ontology annotation, cellular component: eukaryotic translation initiation factor 3 complex, eIF3m; cytoplasm.
ACUGACGUUUCAUCUAUCUAAUACGCUUGCGCGGUUCUUUCUCUACCUUUACUUUGGUAGUGAGGUUGUUAUUACCAUUUGAAAAAGUAUAACCGCCUGUAAUUGUUGUUCUUCGUAUCACCAUGAGACCAAUUUUAUUGCAGGGCCACGAGAGGUCCAUCACGCAGAUAAAGUACAACAGAGAAGGAGAUCUGCUGUUUUCUGUCGCUAAGGAUCCGAUCGUAAAUGUUUGGUACUCCGUUAAUGGUGAACGCCUUGGCACCUACAAUGGCCAUACUGGAGCGGUAUGGUGUGUGGACGUAGACUGGGACACAAGAAAUGUGUUGACCGGAUCUGCAGACAACACCUGUCGUCUCUGGGACUGUGAAACAGGGAAGCAGCUGGCAGUAGUCGAAACAAGCUCUGCUGUGAGGACCUGUGGCUUUGAUUUUAGUGGCAAUAUCAUCAUGUUUUCCACAGACAAACAGAUGGGUUACCAUUGUUACGUUAGCUUCUUUGACCUCAGAGACCCUACCCAGAUUAGCGACAACGAUCCUUACAUGAAGAUAAGCUGUCCUGAGUCAAAGGUGACGAGUGCUGUAUGGGGCCCUCUGGGAGAGUUUGUUAAUGCAGGACAUGAGAAUGGAGAGAUGAAGCAGUAUUCUGCAAAAUCAGGUGAGCUCCUCAAGACUGUGAAAGAACAUUCCAAACAGGUUAAUGACCUCCAAACAUCACAGGACAUGACAAUGGUGGUUACAGCAUGCAAGGACAACACAGCCAAGCUGUUUGAUUCUGUAUCUUUGGAUCAUGUAAAGACAUUUAGGACUGAGAGACCAGUUAAUUCAGCAGCUCUGUCCCCCAUCUUAGACCAUGUAGUACUGGGUGGUGGUCAGGAAGCAAUGGAUGUAACGACAACCUCAACCAGAAUUGGAAAGUUUGAGGCAAGAUUCUUCCACUUAGCAUUUGAAGAAGAAUUUGGAAGAGUUAAGGGCCAUUUUGGUCCAAUUAACAGUCUCGCUUUUCACCCAGAUGGAAAAAGCUACAGCAGUGGUGGUGAGGAUGGUUACGUCAGAAUACACUACUUCGAUCCACAGUACUUUGAAUUCGAAUUUGAAUCUUGAAACCUCUGAUCUGUUAUAGAGAAAAAAAAUCAGUAAUUUUUUUCCUUGGCAUUGUUUUGCUACUUCCAUGAAGCAGAAAAUAUUUUUACGCACAGCUGGACAUUUCCAUUUUUGUCAGUCUUUUUUUGGAAAGAUUAGAUUGCGGUUGUUCUGGUGGUUUCCUGAAAGUUUUAUUCAUUUGUCAAUCAGAAGGCUUUUGCCACAAAGCAAACAGACUGCGUGUUUUUUUUGGUACUUAAUACAGACUUCUGCAACAAGGCGAUUGCUUUCAUUUUACCACAAUGUUUAAAAGAAGCUACUCAAUUUACGACCAUUUACAUUAAUGUAUUUCUAGUUUUAAGAAAUCAUUCACUUAAAUCUAAGUUAUUAAAGUACAAAUUUAUCUUGAUUUUUUGGUAUUGAGAUCCAAGUCCAAAACUGAAAACAAAUAAAUUACCUUUCCUGUG